Messenger RNA from Theileria orientalis strain Shintoku, 3666 nucleotides. RefSeq names its product DNA-directed RNA polymerase precursor. Lineage: Eukaryota; Apicomplexa; Aconoidasida; Piroplasmida; Theileriidae. Gene Ontology annotation, cellular component: mitochondrial DNA-directed RNA polymerase complex. Gene Ontology annotation, biological process: mitochondrial transcription. Bases 1 to 3666 code for a protein of 1221 amino acids. The transcript is spliced from 3 exons. The record is from RefSeq and is a predicted model, not a curated record. Gene Ontology annotation, molecular function: DNA-directed RNA polymerase activity; DNA binding.
AUGGUGAGGACCAGAGUUUUAAACAUAAACACUCUGGACAGCUUGCUAUAUCGCAACAAUAAACAUGUGUUUGUUUCAAAUCACUCGAAUAUAAACCCACAAACUACUUUAAGCAACAACACUCACUUUGAUAUUGGUAGAAAUUUAUGCCAAAAAUGCAAUUCACUUUUAAUUCACAAGAAUUUUUUCAAAAGAAAUAUAUACACUUCACGAAUAUGUAAUAAAACUUUGGAUUCUGUUAACCAAGACGCUCCUGGAAUAACGAACACCUACUUUCCUGGUGGUUCAGAUAUUACUUCGCCGGAUUCUUCAUUGAUUGACAAGUAUGGAAGUCAGCUCCUUGAUAUUAGGAUUGAUAAACAGGCAGCCCUGACUCUGGAACCUGAAGCACAUCUGGAAAAUGUCAGAUCGGUGGUGCUGAAAAGCGCCGAGGAAAUUUCAAUGUGGCUUAGGACGAACAGGCACUCGUAUAUAAAGGACGUUGACGAGUCGGUGGUUCAAAUAUUCAGGGAGGCUGAAAAGUUCGCAUCGAUCCACGGGCUGCUCCUUGGCGACGUAUCAGUGGAGGAUUUGAAGAGCCAUGUGAAAAGUGUGAAAACCCUGUCAAGUCUCUUUUCAACACAGUUUAUCAGGAAGCAGAAGAAGAAGCUGUACAAAGAUAAUGAGCUGCCUCUUUUGGCAACGCAGCAGACCAGGUCUGAUGUAAACGAGUUUGAGAGUGCGAACGGGGAAGAUGAGGGUAAAGCAGGGUAUAGUGAGACGCUUAACUAUAAAAGGCAGGAGUUGAUAGAAAAGCUGAGUUUCAGCGAAGCGCUGGAGAGCGCAAAGGUGGAAGCGUCGAGUCUGUUGGACUUUAAGCACCCCUCGGAGCUGUCGUCGCUAUCGAGCACGUGCUCACAGUGGAUAGAGGAUAUAUCAAGUUUUAUAAAGAGGGACAGAGACAGAGGAGGAAACUUCGUGAUACCGCUGGACCUUGACGAGGAGCAGUUGGCAACAACGACAGUGAAGGUAGUGUUGCAGUCGAUGUGCUUCCCGACGUAUACCUUCGACUCGAAGGGGAACAAGGGAGGGCUCUUCAAGAAGAGAAUACAGCAGACGACGAGCAACCAGGUGCUGAUAUCGCACCUGGCGAUAAAACUGGGCGAUGAGAUAGGGAAGAUGUACAACGUGAGUAGCGGCGUAAAAGUGGAAGGUGAAGAAAGAAGGGAGUUGAGAACUGCCGAAAACAGAAACAGUAACGAAAACGACUGCGAUACAAACGGUGUUGCCAGGGAUUCUGAAGAAAACUAUAUAGAAAUAAGGAGCGCCAAAGUCGCUGAUAAGGACAAGGACAACAAGGUGACGGUGAAGUCAAACUUGAAUGCAGUGAUGAAGCACCUCGACGUGGACACGACGAAAAAGAGCUGGAACAGCUCACAGUCAGCAGCGGUGGGAGGAUACCUGUUGAACGCGUUAAUAAGGUCGUGUAAAAUUGAGUUGGACCUGCAGACGGCAAUGAAGCAGUACCUCUCAAACUACUCCUACUACUAUAGUCAAUCAUUGCACAGUGGCGGUGCUAAAAGAACCGGCGAAUCAUCAGUAAGUGCUAACAAGAGAUCAGCUACAGUUGCCCAAUCGGCAGAAGAUGCACUGGUAGUGAGUGACGGAAAGGAUGAGCUUCAUGCUUUUAAAGGGCCUGUUCUCGAGGACAAGUUGUCAGUCACAGGAGGAAAGAUAAGCAUGAGAGACAGCAAGUUGGACCUGGUGAUGAGGUUCCUGAGCGUGAUCAAGAAGAGCAGGUUCAACGAGUCGCUGGUGGAGGUGGAGGCAUUCAGGCACGUGCUCCUGAGGCAGGGGAUCAAGACCUUCGGAGUCCUCGAGAUGAGAGAAAGCUGCAUGCUGCAGCUGAGGGACUUCGUGGCGAAGAGUCUGCUGUCGCUAGCAGCGCUGCCGAUGGUGUGUCGGCCGAAGAAGUGGAUCAACGCCACAACAGGCGGGUCACUGCUCCUUAAGCACAACUUCAUACGCGGAAGUAAGCUGAACGAGGUCAAGGUGUACGACCUGGAGGGCGUCUUCGACAUAGUGAACAGGUUCUCGCAAGUGCCAUGGGUGAUCAACAGAGACAUGCUGCAGAUAAUAAAGGCCAUCAACAACGACCCGAAUUCCAUACCAAUGAAACAGUUUGUGCCCAUCACUGGGAAUAAUGGCAUUAGUGGGAAUAAUGGCGUCAGUGGCGGCGCUGACACCAAGCUGAACAGCGAUCAACUGAGUGAACUGUCGCUGUUCCUGCGGAGAAUUAAAAUCGCAGACAGCUUCGUAAACGAGAAGAAGCUCUACGUGCCCCUGAACAUCGACUUCAGGGGAAGGAUGUAUCCGCUCUCGCCGUACCUGAACCACAUGAACGACGACCUGUGCAGAAGCCUGCUCCUCUUCUCCGAGAGGAGAAGGAUGGGGGAGCGCGGCCUCUUCUGGCUCAAGAUACACGUAAGCAACAUGUUCGGCAACGACAAGAAGAGCUUCGAGGAGAGGAUACGCUGGGUCGACGAGCACUACGCGAUAAUAGCUGACCUGACGAGGAACCCCUGGGGCGACUUCAACCAGAACUUCUGGGCGAAGGCCGACAAGCCGUUCCAGUUCUUCGCAGCCUCCCUGGAGCUCGUGCGGGCCGUGGAGUCGGGGGACCCUGCCAACUACAGGACGAACAUUCCGAUUCAGCAGGACGGCACGUGCAACGGGCUGCAGCACUACGCAGCACUCGGCCUCGACGAGGAGGGCGCGCGGUACGUCAACAUGGUUGACGCGGCUGAGCCCCAGGACCUCUACUCGCACAUUCUGCAGGUGGUGAUAAAGAAGGUGUACCAGGACCUGAACUCUGCUGCUGGUGAUCCGGGUACCGAUACUGGCCAUGCUGGUAAACGGAAAACGGACGGCAAGGCCACCUUGGAAUCAAACAGAAGGCACGCAGAGCUGUGCAUCAACAAUAACCUGCUGUCGAGGAAGGUCGUUAAGCAGACUGUGAUGACGAUAUGCUAUGGAGUGACAAGGGUCGGGGCGAUCGACCAGGUGGAGGCUAAGUUGAAGGACGUGAAGAAGGUGGCGCAGCUGCCGGAAGCCGAGUUGCGUGGCCUGGCCACGUACCUGGCGACGAAGAUCCUGACGAGCAUCACCUCGGUUUUCAGCAGAGCCAUGGGCAUAAAGAACUGGCUCGACGAGAUCAGCCUGCUGCACAACCAGCACAACGUCCCCGUGACCUGGAUCAGCCCCGUCGGGCUCCCCUGUGAGCAGCCCUACUGCCUCUCCGUGACCAAGACCGUGAAGACGCCCCUGCAGGCGAUCAACGUGGCAAGGUACGUGCCCGGGGUCGACAAGAGGAGGCAGAAGCUGGCGUUCCCGCCGAACUUCAUCCACUCGCUCGACGCGGCGCACCUCAUGCUCACCGCCCGCAGGAUGUUUGCGCACACGCAGAGCUUCGCGGCCGUCCACGACAACUUCUGGGUGCACCCGGACCACGUGGACCUGAUGCACCGGUGCAUCAGGGAGGAGUUUGUGGCCAUGCACAGCCGGCCCAUUCUGGAGGACCUCCACAAGUCGGUGGUGAGCAGGCUCCAGGUGCCCUUCAGGCCGCCCCCUUCCAAGGGCUCCCUUGACCUUAACCUCGUUCUGGGCAGCCGCUACUUCUUUCACUAG